AUGAGAUACAAGGAGUGCCUGAAGAACCAUGCAGCAGCAAUUGGUGGGAAUGCCACUGAUGGGUGUGGCGAAUUCAUGCCAAGUGGAGAUGAAGGCACCAUUGAAGCCUUCAAGUGCUCAGCUUGCAACUGCCACAGAAACUUCCACAGGAAAGAGACAGAAUCAUCUGACUACCCCUCUCCAUUUUCCCACACUCCACUAAUGGGGUACCCUACAAAUACCAUGAUAAUGUCCUACAAAAGCGGGUCGGUUCCCCCCUCAGAGUCUGAUGAUCAGAAGGAUGAUCAUGACUAUGGGAGUGGUGCUGUGGCAAGGCCAGCUGAAAAGGUGAUCAUCAGAAAGAGGUUUAGAACCAAAUUUACAAAAGAGCAGAAGGAAAAGAUGUUGAGCUUUGCAGAGAAGGCUGGGUGGAGAAUGCAGAAGGUUGAAGAAUCUGCUGUGCAGCAUUUCUGUCAAGAGAUUGGGAUCAAGAGGAGAGUCCUCAAGGUGUGGAUGCAUAACAACAAACACAGCCUUGCAAAGAAGAAUUAG
This is a messenger RNA of Corylus avellana, 531 nucleotides long. Its product is annotated as zinc-finger homeodomain protein 4-like. The record is from RefSeq and is a predicted model, not a curated record. Gene Ontology annotation, biological process: regulation of DNA-templated transcription; regulation of developmental process. Gene Ontology annotation, cellular component: nucleus. NCBI's taxonomy places the organism in Eukaryota, Viridiplantae, Streptophyta, Magnoliopsida, Fagales, Betulaceae. Gene Ontology annotation, molecular function: DNA-binding transcription factor activity; transcription cis-regulatory region binding.